CUUCGCACAAUCCGGAAGUAGCCGCUCUGGUCCCGCAUCUCUCCUUUGCCCCCUCUUCCUUCCAAAAUGGCGCCGCUGGACUUGGAUAAGUAUGUGGAGAUCGCGCGGCUCUGCAAAUACCUGCCCGAAAACGACCUCAAGCGCUUGUGUGACUACGUUUGCGACCUGCUCUUAGAAGAAUCAAAUGUGCAGCCAGUUUCUACCCCUGUUACAGUUUGUGGCGAUAUCCAUGGACAGUUUUAUGAUUUAUGUGAAUUGUUCAGAACCGGAGGCCAAGUCCCCGACACAAACUACAUAUUUAUGGGAGAUUUUGUAGAUAGGGGCUAUUACAGCCUUGAGACGUUCACUUACCUUCUGGCCCUGAAAGCGAAAUGGCCUGAUCGCAUCACACUCCUUCGAGGAAAUCACGAAAGCAGGCAGAUAACCCAAGUGUAUGGAUUUUAUGAUGAGUGCCAAACCAAAUAUGGCAACGCUAACGCCUGGAGGUAUUGCACUAAAGUGUUUGACAUGCUCACAGUAGCAGCGUUAAUAGAUGAGCAAAUUCUCUGUGUCCACGGAGGCCUGUCUCCAGACAUCAAAACGCUUGAUCAGAUCCGAACCAUUGAGCGCAACCAGGAGAUCCCGCAUAAAGGAGCUUUCUGCGACCUGGUUUGGUCAGACCCAGAAGAUGUUGACACGUGGGCCAUUAGUCCCCGAGGGGCUGGCUGGCUGUUUGGGGCCAAAGUCACCAACGAGUUUGUUCACAUCAACAACCUAAAGCUCAUCUGCCGGGCCCACCAGCUGGUCCACGAAGGCUACAAGUUCAUGUUCGACGAGAAGCUGGUGACGGUGUGGUCGGCCCCCAACUACUGCUACCGCUGCGGCAACAUCGCCUCCAUCAUGGUCUUCAAGGACGUCAACACGCGGGAGCCCAAGCUCUUCCGCGCCGUCCCCGACUCGGAGCGCGUCAUCCCCCCAAGGACCACCACGCCGUACUUCCUCUGAAACACUUCUCCCGUCUUUUCCUUCUUCAUAUCCUUCUGUGUGACAUACUUUUUAUUGAGCACUUUGCUGCUGAAAUGCUGCCUCUUGCCUUGUUCUUUUUAUUUUUAAAUUAUAUCUAAAUGUGUUGUACAUUGUCGGUAGUGACGCGUCUCUUCUCGACCUCCCUCGGCAUAAAAUAGCAAAAAAUUACUUCCUUUUCCAAGAGUGCUCUGAGCACCUCCCUUCGCUGUUUUAUAAUGCUUCUCAAUUUCCCUCUUUAUUUCUUUUGUUUGGAUUUCCCUCCCUUUUCCAAUAAAAUACAAACAGAGCCAGAACUAGUCCGAUCUCCUUAUUUCACUCGAAUAUUUAUCUUAAGGAUAAAGUUUUAAAGAAAUUUCAGCAGCAAAGUUGUAUUUCUGUGCGUUGACGGGACUUCCAAAGUCCAUCUCUCGCGCAACCAAGAUCUAUAAGAGGGAACGGUCGUGCUUUAUAUUUUGUUUGAAGCAGAUAGAAAUAAGUGGUUUAAAAAAGGAUGCCCAUGCUUUGGUUUUUCUUUUCCCCAAGACUUAUUAUUUUUAUUUUUUAGGAUCCCAAGGAAAAACAAAACACGCCACAGGUAUUUGGAUUUGUACAUUAAAAUAAUUGUUCUGAUUUUUCUCUCAGAUACCUUGUAUUUUUAAUAAAGUCAUAUCUAGAAACUCUGCCUCCAGGUUAAAACGUUGGAAAUAAAAAUCUAUGUUGUUGA
Messenger RNA from Anolis carolinensis (green anole), 1708 nucleotides. It is a transcript of the gene ppp6c, whose product is annotated as protein phosphatase 6 catalytic subunit. Gene Ontology annotation, cellular component: cytoplasm. The coding region runs from base 67 to 984 and encodes 305 amino acids. Gene Ontology annotation, biological process: G1/S transition of mitotic cell cycle. Lineage: Eukaryota; Metazoa; Chordata; Lepidosauria; Squamata; Anolidae. Gene Ontology annotation, molecular function: protein serine/threonine phosphatase activity. The transcript is spliced from 7 exons. The record is from RefSeq and is a predicted model, not a curated record.